Molecule: messenger RNA, 243 nt
Organism: Linum tenue
Lineage: Eukaryota; Viridiplantae; Streptophyta; Magnoliopsida; Malpighiales; Linaceae
Source: the annotation of a GenBank genome assembly
CAGGAGAAACACCAACAAAUCCGUAAAUACUAUGAUACCUAUAAUGCCCUGUUGGAGAUUAAAGACUUGAUGCUGAAAGAAACUUCCUUGUUGAACUCAAUAAAUUCCCAUUCCAGGAUGCAAUUACUAGUCCUGACGGUCGCAUGAAGCUUACUGCUUAAAUGGAAGGAAUCGUGAACAACUGUCAGCAGAAGCUACAAAAGUUGGUAAAUAAACUUUAUGAGGAGAAGAGGACUCUCAGCG